This is a messenger RNA of Phaeoacremonium minimum UCRPA7, 423 nucleotides long. Its product is annotated as putative ssdna binding protein. Gene Ontology annotation, molecular function: single-stranded DNA binding. Gene Ontology annotation, cellular component: mitochondrial nucleoid. Gene Ontology annotation, biological process: positive regulation of helicase activity; mitochondrial DNA replication. Lineage: Eukaryota; Fungi; Ascomycota; Sordariomycetes; Togniniales; Togniniaceae. The coding region runs from base 1 to 423 and encodes 140 amino acids. The record is from RefSeq and is a predicted model, not a curated record. The transcript has 3 exons.
AUGUCUUCCUUCCUUGCUCGCCGCGCCGGCAUCAGCGCCCCGCGCGCCAUCCGCGCAUUCAGCACGACACCCGUUCGCCCUGUCGCCAAGAUCACCAUCGUGGGCAAUCUUGCAGACACCCCCGAGCUGCAGGCCACCAGCACCGGUCGUGAGAUUCUCAAGUAUGCCGUCGCCUCCAACAGCGGCACCAAGGACAAUCGUCAGACGAGCUGGUUCCGCGUCACUAGCUUCGAGGCUGAAGGCCCGCGCCGCGAUUUUCUCCAGAGCUUACCAAAGGGGUCCCUGGUCUACGUCGAGGGUGACGCCACCAUGUCCACAUACCAAGAUGCUGAGGGCAAGACGAGAAGUGCCCUGAACGUCGUCCAGCGAAGCAUUGAGGUCCUCAGACGUCCUCAAUCGCAGGGCGACUCUGAUUCUGCUUGA